GAUCACAAUUUACAAAAUGAAAUAAAAAAGUAUUAUCCUUUGUCAUGUAUUAUAUAGUUAACAAGCCACUUGUUUAAAUGUCACAAGCUCGCUACUUCAGUGAACGUCUGUCUGUUUUAACACUUGGGAGAUAUUUCCUAUCCGGAUAUAUAAGGCUCGACAAGCCUACAGCUAUAAUAUUUAUCACAAGUAGGUCAGCUAGUGAUCCAACAUGUCUGGGGACGAGACAACCACUCGUCCAGAAAACUCGUACAGAUCGACCAACGACGACGAGAAUGUGCCGCCCCUGUCGUUUGCGGACCUGGGUAUACCGACCGGGCCCCAGCUGGAAACCACAGUUUUGGGAAAGUACAGAAAAAUUCAAGAUGUCGAACUGAAGGAGUUUGUGUUUCUAGGUGUUACGUGCGUUUCCUUGAUAGCCACUGCUAUCUUCACCAUCUACAAACUAGCCACGGUCAGCAAGUCCGAUACAGAUUUCACCUUUGCUCUUGUCCUUUUGCUGAACACAUUUUUCUGUUUGUACUAUAUCAUCCAUGGCAUCCUCAACGAAAGGCCUUACGAAAUCUUCAUCUUGGUGGUGGCCACGUUUUUCAUUUUACUCUACAUCAUCCUUAACUACGCCAUUGGAAAGAAGGGCACAGUCAAGCUAGUACGCCUUAUCGCGGCCUGUGUGCUGUGCCCAAUUAUAAUUGGACUUGGUGGAUGGAUUGGUAAAGAGUACCUGCUAUCUGGUCACCUCGUCUUCAGAAUUAUCGGCGCCAACUCCAAAUUCCAGACUAUGUGCAAGAUGAUAUUGCUGACUUUCGAUCUUCUCACACUUGAUUUGCAACUUGGAGCGAGUAUGGUGAUUCUUAUUCUCAGCACUGGCAUGAAAGUGGACACAAAGGACAUUGUCAUACUAAUAGUUGGAGGAAUAAUUACCAUCGCCUGGUUCGUGCUGGGCAUGUGGACGAUGCGAAAGGAGCACAAGAUUGGAACCUAUGUGUUUCUUGCUGCGAGUCCACUAGAAAUUGGUUACAUCAUCUACAAAGUCGUCAAGUCCAUCGAGAACAUUGCAGUUUCAGCCUCGUUGGCAUCUAGCACCAUCGCCUGUGGUGUUCUGGCACUUACUGUCAGAGUGGCAGUUAUAAUAUUUGCCGUGCUUGUUAUGAGGAACUAUAACAAGGGUUUAAAAGAAAAGGCUUUUGAAUAGAUUGAAUAACCAGAAAAUAAGUGAAUGGUUAUUGUGCUGCAAGAUGCAUCAAGACAGCUCGUGUAUUAUGUAUCAUAACUUAAUGACUGUGAUCUUCUGAGAACGUUCAUCACUGAUUGUGAUUCAAUUUACAUUUAUUGCAUUUAGAUUGAAACUCAAAAGAAGACUUCCUUGUGUUUAAGAAAUGUUAAAUUUAACUGCAAAAUGCAAUAUGUAGGACAAACCACCCAACCAUUCAGUACCCGACUCAGUAAUCAUAGGCACAACAUCCUGUAUAAUAAACAAUCUAAAGCACCCCAUGUGGCCCCUCAUUUCAAUAUAGCAGGACAUGAUUAUAAUUGCACUGUGUUACAAAAGAUUACUAAUCUUGAUAAAACUAAACUGAACAUUGCCGAAUCACUCUGGAUGCACCGCUUGAACACAAUGUGGCCUGACGGACUUAAUGAGUAUGACCCAAGCAGUCAUUGAAUCUUCUGUUGUUACUUUCCCCAGUCGGCGUAUCCUGUGAUGUUUUUAGUCUUUUAACUUGACAUUUUCAUUUGAACUGUUUUUAUUCAUCUGUUUUUAAUGCUGAACUCCUGGUUUUAUGUUUAGUUUGCUCCUGAGGAUGUCAGCAUUUAGCUGACGAAACGUUGAGCUUUCUAACUUGAGAUUUUUAAUUGUGGUUUUUAGACAGAGACUUUAUUUUAUCAUACAUUUAAGAGUCAAAUAGAUAAUUCAAAGCCUUAGUUUAUAUUUUUAAAGGUUUUAUGAGCAUGAACCCAGUUGUUUUAAACCUCAACAUACAUAUCUGGUUGUUUUAAUAACAAAUAUUUCAUCUUUGGUAUUCUGAAAUACAAAAGACAUACAACAGUCUUUUUGGGGUAUGAAAGAGUUACCGUUAAUACUCAUUUAUUUGUUUCUUAGAUGAAAUUACAGUUAUUAUAAUAAUAACUGGCACAAUUUUCAUCAAUGUGUUACGCAAACAAGAUAUAGUGAAAAUCCUAAAACCCAGACACUCCCUUUUUAAAUAUCACUACAGAAUAUAACCUCUGGGUAGGUACAAGACCACUACACGGAUUCCACACUAACGACUAGCAUCUAAAGCGGCGUUCUCGUGAUACGAUUAGUCGCACUGUGUGGGAAGACGUUACGUCAUAAGAUUUGAUGAAGUCAAGCAAAGCUCAUCAGUUUAAAAAUAUUUUGCUGGAAAUGUAAGUGUCUACAAAUUUCCACUGAAAUAAAGAAAACAUGAAUGUAGACAAUUUACUCAUGACAUUAUGUAACAAAACAAUUAUUGACUACAACUGGACAACAAUAGGUUUCAUGGACCCAUGAAAUCCGGACAUUUUGACAUGGUUAUAAGCAAGUGAAAAAAAACCCACGGAAGUGACAAAACUAAACGGUUGUACUUUAAUGUGAUUUGAUUUGCCGAGAGCUUACAAUUUGUCAUGAGAAAUAGGACAUGUUCUAAUCAGUAUGAUUCAGACACGACUUGUCGUAUAAGACUAAAAUCGUUUCGAUUUAGGUGUUCUCGCGGUACGAUUCCAUCGCAUGCGACAAAUCGGUACGACUAAUCGCAUCAUGAGAACGUACCUUAACCAAUAUCCAGUUGUUCUAGACGGCCUGCUCAGAUAGCUGAGGUACAUGUAUGUGCCCAAUAUAACAUGCUUGAACUUAUACAUGUAAAUAUAAGCAUGGCAGUUAAGUUAACAUGCAAUUAAAAUAUGCCUAGAAAAGUAUACAGUAUUUUAAGAGAUCAUAUUAUAUACAUGUAUGUAUUAGUAUUACUGAUACACCCGAUGUAGGUGAUUUUUACCUGGUCCAAAUCAAACUCCAAACAUUCAACAUGCCCAUAUGCACUAAAGAUUCAGACCAUUCAAUGGGCAGUAUACUUCAUAUAUCAAUCACUGUCUUUCAAGUUUAUAACAUGAGGUUGGUUAAAAAAAAAAAGUUUGUUUUCUUUAACAACACCACUAGAGCACAUUGAUUUAUUAAUUAUCGGCUAUUGGAUGUCAAACAUUUGGUAAAUUUUACAUAUAGUCUUAGAGAGAAAACCUGCUACAUUUUCCCAUUAGUAGCAAGGGAUAAUAUGCAUCAUACCACAAACAGGAUAGCACAUACCACAGCCUUUGGUGAGGUUGUUAAUGCUCAAAGACAUAAUCAGUUUGUGACAGUUACAAGUUGGUCAGCAAAAAACCCUAAACAUAUUGUAGUGGAAGAUUGUAAAAUUGGUACAAAAAGUUGCUCAAAUAACUUGUUGUAAAGCCACUCAUGAAUAUAAUUUUUAAAAAGUCUAUGAAAGAUUUAAUAUGCCCACCACAUGCAUGUACAUUGUGACAAAAUGUUUAUAUAUAAAAUGUAAAAUUAUUAUUUUGAUUCUUCUUUGCAUAUAAAGUUUUUUACAUGUAACAGUGUUUCUUAUUUACGUUUUUAAUAAAAAAUAAAAACAUGACAAAAACUAAA
Molecule: messenger RNA, 3637 nt
Organism: Gigantopelta aegis
Lineage: Eukaryota; Metazoa; Mollusca; Gastropoda; Neomphalida; Peltospiridae
Exons: 8
Coding region: 212-1192 (326 amino acids)
Source: RefSeq, a predicted model, not a curated record